Molecule: messenger RNA, 993 nt
Organism: Helicoverpa armigera (cotton bollworm)
Lineage: Eukaryota; Metazoa; Arthropoda; Insecta; Lepidoptera; Noctuidae
Gene: RpL6
Product: large ribosomal subunit protein eL6
Exons: 6
Coding region: 144-962 (272 amino acids)
Biological process (GO): ribosomal large subunit assembly; cytoplasmic translation
Cellular component (GO): cytosolic large ribosomal subunit; ribosome
Molecular function (GO): structural constituent of ribosome; RNA binding
Source: RefSeq, a predicted model, not a curated record
UUAAUGUAAACCUUCUUCCAGUUGAAAAGCCAAGGUGUCGUUUAUUUUUUUUCUAUAAUCUAUGGCGUACAUAGCCAAGCAGCCAUAGACAAAUCCGCCUUUGACAAUUUCUUUUUUUCUUGAUCCCGGUUGGAAUAUUCUAAAUGGCUCCACCACAGCCUAAGGCGGCGGCCAAGCCCGCCGCAGCGCCCGCGGGCGGUGUAGCCAAGGCCAAGGUUGGCAAACCUAGGAAUUACGACCUGGGAAAUGGAGUGGUUCGCUUCUCCAAAUCAAAGAUGUUCCACAAGAAGGCUAAGUACAGGUUUGUGGGCAAAAAGAACCCCAAGCCCGAGAAGCCCAAGAAGCCCUCCGUGGUGGUGAAGCAGAUUGGUGGUGAGAAGAACGGAGGAACCCGUACCGUGCUGCUGCGCCGCAGGAAGUCCUUCUACCCUACUCAGGACAAGAUCCGCACUCGUCCCCACCACAAGACGUUCAGCAAGCACAUCCGCAGGACGAGGCCCACCCUCACCCCUGGUACCGUGUGCAUCCUGCUGGCCGGUCGCCACGCUGGCAAGCGCGUCGUGCUUGUUGGAGUUCUGCCCAGCGGUCUGCUGCUUGUCACUGGACCUUUUGCAUUCAACUCGUGUCCCCUGAGGCGCAUUCCUCAGCGUUACGUGAUCGGCACAUCCACCAAGCUGGACCUCGGAGACUUCAAGCUCCCCGAGCACCUGAACGACGAGUACUUCAAGAAGAACAAGAAGAGCGCCAAGCGCAGCGUCAAGCGCAAGCAGGGAGAGGACAUCUUUGCCUCCAAGAAAGAGAAAUACGUUCCAUCUGAACAGCGCAAGACAGACCAGAAGUCAGUUGACGAGGCUGUAGUGAAGGCGAUAGGCAAGCGCGCCGACAAGAAGGUGCUGCGAGGCUACCUCAAGUCGGCCUUCGGUCUCCGCUCCAGCCAGUAUCCCCACAGGAUGCGAUUCUAGUUAUAAGGCACAAUAAACAUCUGUGACUAAA